AUGAGCGACGGCAUCACUGCAUCUCGGGCUGAAAUCAUGGAGACCGUCUACGAGCUCUCCCGCUUGCUCAAUACGGGUCUGGACCGCGACACGUUAGCGAUUCUCAUGGCACUUAUUCAAAAAGGUGUAAACCCCGAGGCAUUGGCUACAGUUGUAAAAGACCUUCGGAAAGAAGCAGCAGCAGCAGCAAAACAACAACAACAACAGAUGGAAACUCCACGUGAACGGACGACUUUUACUGGUAGCAAACAGCCUUUGUCGACCCAGGAAUUCCAGGUCAGUCAGAAGAAACGCCGUUCAGAUUACUAG
This is a messenger RNA of Peronospora farinosa, 309 nucleotides long. Lineage: Eukaryota; Oomycota; Peronosporomycetes; Peronosporales; Peronosporaceae. The record is from the annotation of a GenBank genome assembly.